Camponotus floridanus (Florida carpenter ant) is the source of this 5241-nucleotide messenger RNA. RefSeq lists its product as uncharacterized. Lineage: Eukaryota; Metazoa; Arthropoda; Insecta; Hymenoptera; Formicidae. Gene Ontology annotation, molecular function: zinc ion binding; nucleic acid binding; catalytic activity. The transcript has 3 exons. The record is from RefSeq and is a predicted model, not a curated record. The coding region runs from base 1 to 5241 and encodes 1746 amino acids.
AUGAGCAGCUUAAAAAAUAAAUUAGACGUGGGGGGAGAACCGCGUCCUGUGGCGACACAGGAUCGCGGGGAAGGAGACGGUCCACCGGUCCACCUGGGGAUGCUGGACGAGCCGCCGACGCCUUCGGUGUCGCGCUCGAACAGCCAGCGCAGCACUCGGAGCACUAGAUCCGCUCGAGUGCAUAACAGUGGCUCCGAGUAUGGCUCGGCCGAUGAAACGUCGGUCGAGCGAUGUGCUCGGACCACGGGUAGAGUGUCGGGAGAGAAGGGGAGGGAGUUUCGCCCCCCCGACCCCCCCGUCGCAAAGAAGCCGGGCCCUGCUUCGAGCAAGGCCCGCAAGAGAAAAGGAAGCGGAGCGUCGGCGGCGUCUUCGGACGCCGACAUGGAGGUCGACGACCCUGAGGGCGAUCCGACAACUAAACGCCUGAGGGAGGGCGACGAUUCCGACUCCUCCAUCGCCUCCGGCGAUUCCAUCCUCUCUGAGGGGAUGUUGGAGCGCCGGGGACGAAUCAGAGCCCGUACCACCGGGGAAUAUGUGGGCCUGGCAAAGGCCAAGGCGGAAAACAUCCGCUUGGAAAGGGAGGAGCUCGCCCUCUUAGCCGAGCGCGAGCUCCUGGAUGACUGGACCGAACCAGCAACGACUCGGUCCAGAAAGAUCCUCUUGGGGGCAGAGGUGAGCGUCGAGGAUGGGUCACAAAAGAUCCUGGACCCGUCCUGUCUCUCUUCAGCUGAUCUUGAGAUGCAGCUGAGGGGGACGAUCGACGCCAUCCACAAGGUCGCCUCCUUCAAGAAGGGCCUUAAGGGCACUUCUGUGAGAAUAUUGAAGGAGGCGGCCAAAGUGGUGGGUGCGGCUGGUAAGGAGCUUGCCAGUCGUACCCAAAAUGAUGAGAGUCGUCUCCUGAAGGAGGCGAAUAGCCGACUUACCGGCGAAGUGGCCGAACUCAGGAGACAGCUCAGUGAGCUGCGGGAGAGGGUGGCCAACAUGGCGGGAUCACAGGGCCCCGCGCCACCCUCGUCCCCACCAUCGGGCCCCAGCUCCAUGGAGGUGGCCGCCGCGGCCCCCAAAGGGGCUAAAGGGAGGAGUGACGGGGGUCGGGGGGUAAAACCCACCGCGGCCCCACCGCCACCCUCCCCCGCGAAGGGAAAGGGCAGUAAAACCGGGGGGAUACCUGCAAAAGCCCCCCCGGCCAAGACUACUAAGGCCGUCGAGCCCAGACGAGCGGCCGACGGGUCCGAUUGGACUGUCGUCGGCCGCUCGGGCGGAAAGGCGGCAAAGGCCAAAGGUGGAGCUGGAGCCCCACCCAAGGCCAAGGCCCCCAAGCCCGGUCCCCCCUCUAAACAGGGGGGGAAGACGGGCAAAGGGCCCACGAAGAGGGGCGGGAAAGGCCCUCAAUCGCAGAGGACCAAUCCCGCGAAGCCGCGCAAGAUCCGCCCCCCCAAAACGGCGGCCGUGCUUUUGAGUACGGAUCCGUCCGGGGGGGGUGAAAAACCGGCGGCGUUGGGGGAGGCGAUUGCCGGCGUUCGGUCCAGCAUUAAGCUGACCGAGUUCGGUAUCGCCUCCCUAAAGCCGAAAAAGGCGGCGGGCGGGGGCCUCUUGUUUGAGGUCCCCGGCCCUGAUAGCGGCCCAAAGGCCGAUAAGUUGGCCGAGGCGCUAAGGCCCCUGUUGGAGCCUAAGGGGGUGAGGGUCUCCAGGCCGGUCAAGCUCGCAGAAUUGCGAGUGGCCGGUCUGGAUGACUCGAUCACCCCCACAGAGGUGCAGCAAGCUAUUGCUGCGGCGGGCGGCUGCUCCGUGGGGGAGGUCAAGGUUGGUAAGAUCAACCUCUCCCCCGCGGGUAGACUCGGGUCCGUGUGGGCCCGCUGUCCUGCAGCCGCCGCCAAGAUGGUGGUCGACGCGGGUCAUCUACCCAUUGGGUGGAUUAGGGCCCGCGUCGAGGCCCUCGAGCCCCGGCCCCUGCAGUGCUUCAAGUGCAUGGGGGUCGGUCAUUCGAGGGCCCAUUGUAAGGCGGAGACUGACCGCAGCGGUUUGUGUUACCGCUGCGGUCAGCAGGGACAUAUUGCGGCCGGGUGCACCGCUAAGGACCCCCAUUGUCCGCUUUGCGCGGAUGGGGGGCACCCGGCCAAUCACAGGGCGCAGGAUCUCCUGCUGCAAACCCUGGCGGAGUGGAGUAUAGAUUUGGCGGUGGUGGCCGAGCCGUACCACGUUCCAGCAAAAUCCUGUUGGAUUGGCGACGUGGACGGCUUGGUCACCAUUAUUAGCAGAGGUGGCCAAAACGCCCUCCCCCUAACCCUUAUAGGGAGAGGAGGCGGCCACGUGACCGCCAAAUGGGGGGAGAUUGUCGUGGUGGGGGUGUACUUCUCGCCCAAUCGCGACCUGACCCAGUUUCGGGAAUACUUGGACCGGGUGGCGUCGUCGAUACGUCGCCAACUGCCUGGUCCAGUACUUGUCGCGGGGGACCUCAACGCCAAGUCGGUGGAUUGGGGUUCCCCCGUGACCGAUGCCCGGGGUCAGGAACUCGCGGAGUGGGGGGCGGAGCUGGGCCUCGUUGUGUUAAACAGAGGCUCGGCUCACACCUGCGUGCGGCACAAUGGGGGAUCCAUCGUCGAUGUGAUGUUUGGAUCCCCGUCAGUCGCGCGCAAGGUGGUCGGCUGGAGGGUAAUGGAGGGGUCGGAGACGUUGUCCAAUCAUCGGUAUAUCCGAUGGGACAUCUCCGACCCCGCCCUUGGAAACCAGCCGCGUCCCCCCGGGCGUGGAGGUGCAUCUCCACACCCCCGCUGGGCGCUUAAGCGCCUGGUUGAGGACGCCUUGAUGGCAGCCGCUUCGGUCAAGGCCCUGGAAGAAAUGCCGGGGCCUGACGCCUGCGACGUCAACGGGGAGGCUACCUGGUUCCGGGAGGCCAUGUCGCAAAUAUGCGAUGUGGCUAUGCCCCGGAUCCGGGCCCUCCCCGAGAAGAAGUCAGUGUACUGGUGGUCGCUCGAGAUCGCGCAAUUACGCGCGACGUGCGUGAGGGAGCGACGCCAGUACACAAGAUGCCGUCGCAGACGUCAUUCGGAGACUGAAGCGGCAUCGCUGUAUGCAGCCUAUAGAGAGGCGAAAAAGGUGCUGCAGCGAGCCAUCAAGAGGGCCAAAGAUAAGGCCUGGGCAGAGCUCUUGGAGACUCUCAAUGAAGAUCCAUGGGGGCGCCCUUACCUGAUUAUCAGGAAAAAACUGAAGUCAGGGGGGCCCCGGAUCACUGAGAGUCUCCACUCCCAGGUCCUGGAGGACGUGGUCGCGGCCCUCUUCCCCAAUAAUGGGGAUGGGGCGGACACGGCUCUGGGACAGUCGAUCCACACGUCAUCGUGGACCGACGAUCUGGGGGUUACAGAGGAAGAGCUGGCUGGGGCAAUACGGAAACUCCGGGCGAAGAAUACCGCCCCGGGGCCCGAUGGUAUCCCCGGCCGAGCCUGGGUCUUGGCCCUCGGCGUCCUAGGGGACCGGCUAAGGAGGCUAUAUACAGCCUGCCUUAAGUCGGGACAAUUUCCCCCUAUAUGGAAGGAGGCGACUCUCGUCCUCCUACAGAAGGAAGGACGCUCCCCGGAGUCGCCCUCCGCAUAUCGCCCGAUAUGCUUGCUGGACGAGGCGGGCAAAUUAUUCGAGCGGGUGCUCGUUGCCCGCCUCCAAAGGCAUCUGUCCCUCGUGGGUCCCGAUCUGGCCGACUGCCAGUACGGAUUCCGGGAAGGCCGAUCGACAGUGGACGCGAUCCAACGCGUGCGGGCCUUCUCGGAUAAGGCUGUCUCCCGGGGUGGGGUGGCAAUGGCGGUGUCACUCGACAUCGCCAACGCAUUUAACACCCUACCCUGGGAGUGUAUAGGGCGUGCGCUUGAAUAUCACCGAGUGCCGCCCUAUAUGCGGUCGGUCCUUAGGGACUAUUUGAGGGACAGGGCCGUUGCAUACCGGGCACGGUACGGUGUACCGAUGCGGAGGGCAAUGUACUGCGGGGUUCCACAGGGGUCAGUUUUGGGCCCCAUGUUGUGGAACCUCGGGUACAACAGUGUACUCCGGGGAGCUCUCCUCACGGGUCUGGGUGUCGUCUGCUAUGCGGACGACACUCUUGUUAUGGCCCGCGGGAAGACUUGGGAGGACGUGAAUCGCCUCGCACGAGUCGGGGUGGCACUUGUCGUUGGCCGUAUUCGCGCCUUGGGACUGACGGUGGCGCUUCAUAAGACGGAGGCUGUAUACUUUAAACAGCCUUCGCGGAAGUCGCUGCCGCAGUCCCAUAUAACCGUCGAGGGAGUCCGCAUCGAGGUGCGGUCCAGCAUGAAAUAUCUGGGCCUGCACCUCGAUUGCCACUGGUGUUUCCGGGAGCAUUUCAUCCGCUUGGCCCCCCGUAUAAAAGCAGCAAUCAACUCCUUCGGGAGUUUGCUGCCUAACAUCGGGGGGCCACGGGAUAGGGUGCGCCGUCUCUAUAUGGGGGUGGUAGGAUCCAUGAUCCUGUACGGAGCCCCCGUGUGGUCCGGAACUAUAAUGGCCAGCCGAAGCUGCCUUGCAAUAAUGCAAGGCAUGCAGCGGAGGCUGGCCAUCCGGAUCACUAGGGGGUAUAGAACCACCCCCACGGAGGCGGCGCUAGUGGUGUCGGGGUCGAUCCCCUGGGAUCUGCUGGCGGAGGCGUACGCUGCCAUGUAUGGGUGGCGUACUACCCUCCGCCAGCGUGGUGUUACCCCGACACCGCGGAUGAAGGAAGCUGCCCGGAACCAGUUCCGACAGCUCGCUCUAGAAAAGUGGAAGGAGAGGCUGGCCCAUGUAAGGGUCGGCCUUAGAGCUGUCGGAGCCAUCCGCCCGGUCCUGGAGGACUGGGUGGAUAGACGGCCGAAAGGACUCCCUUUUAGGACGGUACAGGUACUCACCGGGCAUGAUUGCGUCGGUGAGUACCUGUAUGAGAAGGCAAGGCGCGAGCCAACGGCAAAGUGCCACCAUUGCGCGGAGGUAAGGGACACGGCGCAGCACACCCUUCAGGAUUGUCCUGCCUGGGAUGUGCAGCGCCGUGUCCUCCGCGCCGCGGUCGGAGACGACCUCUCGCUCCCGGCCAUCGUCGAAAAGAUGGUCGGGAGCGAGGACGCCUGGGACGCCAUGGUCUCCUUCUGCGAAGAAGUUAUAUCGCAGAAGGAGGCCGCGGAGAGGGUUCGGGAAAAUGAUCCCGAUGCUCACCCUAUCUGCAGGAGGAAGGGGGGUGCACGGAGGAGGGCCUAUGCCCUCCAGAAUCCGUAG